AUAUAUAUAUAUUCCACGUUAGAAUUAGCAAGCAUAGUCAUUAGAAAUUGCGCUGGUUAAUCAACAAGUAGCAAUGAAUGAUAAAUUCAUAGCAUUACUUUUGGUCGUCCUUUGCUGCGCUCUUACGGUGCAUCAAGUGUCAGCCGAAGUACCAUCACAUUGUACUUUACCAUUGGACCCGGGCCAGUGCAGAGCUUAUAUCCCCAGAUUCGGAUACAGUGUAGAUAUGCGUCAAUGCAUACAAUUUAUAUAUGGAGGUUGCUUUGGAAACUCGAACAAUUUCGAAAAUCUGGAAGAUUGUCGACGAUCAUGCUUAGUUUAAAAAUGUUAUACACGAAAGAAUCUCUGCUAUUGUCAACAACAAGGGCGUAAUACCAAACCAUCAAUUCGGCCUUCAAAAAAGAAUACGAUACCAUUGAGGAAAAUCAUCGUACGAUUCAACAAAUUCUCUGAUCAGAAGAAAAGGAAUAUUGUUCGACAUUCUUUGGUACAACGCAAUUUGGUACAAUGGAUUACUCUCUAAACUACGACGUCUUCUACCUAUUCGAUUAUACACACUAAUCACAUGUUACAUUGAAAAUACAUAGUUCUAUGUAAAAGUUGAAGACACUAGCUCUGAUAUCAGUUCUAUUAAAGCCUGUUUGUUUAUAUCAGGGAUGGAAUUGUCAGACCCUAAAAUUCUUAGUCUGUUCGCAGAGAAAGUACUAUAAGAACUAUGCACCUGUCUCGUUUAAAUAUUACCACGUACAGAUGCUUAUAGCUGUUAUCUCGACUCGCUGAGCAAACUAUAGACAUUCUUACACAUUCGAACAUCGUGUAUGUAUAAUGUUAUGUAUAAUUGAUAUAUAUCAAAUACAAUUAAUGUUGAUACCAAUGGCAUUACGUCUCAGCGCAGCGGGAUACAGCAUUUUCCAAUAAAAUUAGUGAAAUGCGCUGUCACAUGGUAUGGGAAACAUGUAAGGACUAAUGAGGGUGAACCAGUAGGAUUAUGUAUUAAGUAACAUUGAAUUAUUGUGUAUACAUCGUUCAUUUCCAAUUCGACGACUAACUCUGUAUUAUAUGCAUAUAGUGAUUUUGCAAAAAAAUUAUGAAGAGAAAAUUAUGAGUAUUUAGUAACUUCAUAUCAAUAAACAUCUUGUGGUCAAUUUUA
This is a messenger RNA of Bombus pyrosoma, 1150 nucleotides long. Its product is annotated as kunitz-type serine protease inhibitor Bt-KTI-like. NCBI's taxonomy places the organism in Eukaryota, Metazoa, Arthropoda, Insecta, Hymenoptera, Apidae. The record is from RefSeq and is a predicted model, not a curated record. Gene Ontology annotation, molecular function: serine-type endopeptidase inhibitor activity. Bases 74 to 322 code for a protein of 82 amino acids. The transcript is spliced from 3 exons.